UGUUCGUUCUUGGUCGACAGGAGUGCGAUCUGCUAGCCAAGAUGCCCCAGUUCCUUUCCUCGCCAUAGCUGGAUUCGGCUGGUAGCCGGCCCACUCACAUCUAUACCGGCUUUCAGUAUUGCCAUCACGCGCCAUCCUUCCAGGACUUUGAUGUUAUUGUUCUUGGCGUGUUGUGCAGAAGAAAAGGACGCCUAUCUCCAGGCACAAAACCAAGACAAAUCCACCUAACGAUACCUUAGCUACCAGCAACCUAGAUCCCUUGAUGUGCUUAUCUAGUUGACAAUCGGUUCGCUUAGGAUGAUCUUCUCGUUCAUUACUGCAUGCGCAACACAUUAAUCACGUUCUUUUUCCUGACUACAACGUACCUACCUUACCUGCCUGACCUCGCUGCCUUACAUUACCUUACCUAUCACCCUGCCUACUUCCCUUGAUAUCUGGACUGCCUCAUUACUUGGCAGAAAGCAGGCAAGCACUACCGACAGAUUGUGUAACCUACCUGCAUGUCUUCCCCGUAUUCCCUGCUCGUAGCCUAGAUUCUUUUACCCCUCCAUCCUCAGUCUUAAUCAAGCCAGUCCGACCCGGAGUUUUGAUCACAACCAUCAUCAACCCCUCGUCUUUUUUUAUCUACCACCAUCUGGAACAGCGAGGUAUGUAAGACAACUCGCCUCUUCAACCAAGCAAGCGCAAAGAAAAAUUGAGGUCAGAUCGGCUUAUAUCUUCACAAUUCAAAUCGAGCGCCACAGCCACUAUCUAUUCAACCGCAUACCACAUUUUGUAACCUCCGAUCAUUUGGUCCACCGACGUCACGCAGGAGUACUAUACGGCCCACCAGCGACUGGGGGCUCAUCCCAGCGACCGAGACUCGUGGAAUCGAUCCUUUCCUUUUUUCCCAUCUUUUUUCAUCUUUUUUUCUUCUUCUUUUUUUUUCAAAAAAAAACCUUUUUUGCAAAGGCCAACUUACGAGCAACUCUGCGUAAAGAUGCCACGUCCUUUAGCGAUACCGGACAGCUCUGACGAUGAGGGUGCUGUGGACAUGGAUGAAGAUGUUGAUGAAGGUUUUGCCGCGCUUCAAAGAAGCCUCAGUCACAAGCGGCGCGAAGAGGAGAGCAACACUUCGCCAAUUCAGAAGAUCUUGCCGUUCACUUUUGCCCCCAACAUUGGACCCCUUGGCAUAUCCGAUCUUGAUUCCUGCGUUGCGUUGGAAAAUGCAGCAUUUCCAGCGCAUCAUCGCGCCACAAGAGACAAGCUCGAGUACCGACUUACAGCCUGUCCCGAGCUGUGCCUGGGCCUUUACUGCACUGUCGUUCCCAGCAAAGCCAAGGCUUUCGACAUCGAGACUCUUCCCAUGGCGAAACCAGUGGAGACGGAUAGGGAAAACGGCGCUGUCAGCGUGUUGCUCGCCCAUAUCAUUGCGACCGGAUCACAGUCCAGUGUUACCACGGAUAGUGAUAUGGAUUAUCCAAAAGACUGGAAGACAGCCGGCUUUAGAGAAUCCAAAGUUGGACAUCGGGAAAGCAGCCGGACGGUGGCCAUCCACUCUUUAGCGGUUGUGUCUCGACUGCAAGGCUGCGGUCUCGGCAAGCUGAUACUGAAGGCAUAUUUGCAGCAGAUCAACAACUCUGGUAUUGCAGACAGGGUUGUACUUAUUUGCGAGGAUCACCUUGUUGCAUACUACAAGCGAUUUGGGUUCAAGCAUAUCGGCGCAAGCAAAUGCGAAUUCGGAGGUGGAGGCUGGCAUGAUAUGGUAUUUGAACUGGCCGGGCCGCCCAAGAUCGGUCAAAUCUAAGCGCGAUGUUUCUCGUUUAAGGGUGUAAUCGACGCAUGGUGUGUUGAGUGUCUUUUUUUAUUUUUUUAUUAGGUUUGCGCCGGCGAAAUAAAUGGCUACAAGAAAGAGCCAGAGAAAUCGACAGCCCCACAGAGAGCUCCACAGGCAAAUUCACGCCUGGAUACUGAGAGUAAAUACCAGCACAUAAGCACUUUGAUGAUGGCGCUGUGGCGCACGCACUGCAUCAGUUGUUUUCGCCAUUUUCAUUGCAAGAAUAGAAUUUAGAGCUUAGUAUAAGCAUGUUUCUUUGACUCAGUGUUCCAAGUGAAUAGUCCUUUAGCCAGGAAGAGGUGGAUGAGUUU
Pyricularia oryzae 70-15 is the source of this 2127-nucleotide messenger RNA. Its product is annotated as polyamine acetyltransferase. Gene Ontology annotation, cellular component: cytoplasm. The transcript is spliced from 5 exons. The record is from RefSeq and is a predicted model, not a curated record. Lineage: Eukaryota; Fungi; Ascomycota; Sordariomycetes; Magnaporthales; Pyriculariaceae. Gene Ontology annotation, molecular function: aralkylamine N-acetyltransferase activity. The coding region runs from base 980 to 1786 and encodes 268 amino acids.